Messenger RNA from Closterium sp. Yama58-4, 1677 nucleotides. Lineage: Eukaryota; Viridiplantae; Streptophyta; Zygnematophyceae; Desmidiales; Closteriaceae. The record is from the annotation of a GenBank genome assembly.
AUGCCCGAGGAGACUAUCUCGGAUCACGACUUUGCGGCCAAGGUUGGGUUACGCCUGUUCCUGAAGGCCAAAUCCGGGCCGGGCCUCUGGAAGUUGCCGCCUGACAUGAUCAACAAGCCGGGGGUCAAGAAGAUCAUUGAUGCCACCGUGAAGCGGACGAGGGUAACCGACGGUAGCAGCUUUGAACUCCUUACCUCGAGGCUGAAUGCAGGUCUUCGGUCUUAUGCUCGGGAAGAAGGCAAGCGAAUCCGUGCUACCACUUCACACCUUGCUGCUGCCGUCGCCAAGUUGAAGCAGGAAGCCAUGGCGGACCCGCACGGUUUUGCUCAUGGGGAGCUCCUGGAGUCCAAGGUAAAGCAGCUGAAGGAAUAUCACGCGUCGCGGAGGGAACGGAUGCACAUCUGUGCAGGGACAAAGGAGGAGAUGGUUGGUGAAAUUGCUUCGAAACACCUAUCGGGGAAAAUUCAAGGGCGGAAAGCAAAGACGCAGAUUGCAGAGCUGAAGAUAAACGGGUCGACAAUCUCAGACACCAAGGGUAUCCUGCAUGCCGCUGCUGACUUCUUUUCUGGUAUUUUCGGGGAAGACCGUCGGCGGUGUACAAGGAAGUGGAGCCCAGCUCCGGGUAGGACUCUCUCACGAGAAGCGGCCAAGGAGUUGGAAGCGGACUGGACGGAGGAGGAAGUAAAAAUGGCGUUUCAGGCGAUGGCGGCACGGAAGUCUCCAGGCAGCGAUGGACUCCCCAAGGAGCUUUUUGAGGCCAACUGGGACACUUUGGGAGGUAGCCUCAUGGCGCUGGCUGAAGACUUCGCCUCCAUUGCCUCCCUUCCUGCAGAAACAAAAGAGGCGGUCACGAUUCUGCUACACAAAAAAGGAGACCGAGACUCCCUUAACAACUAUCGCCCGAUCACCCUGCUUAAGUCUUCUUACAAGGUUCUAGCGAGGGUGGUGGCGAACCGUAUUAAACGAGUGCUUCACCAAGUCAUCUCUCCAGAACAGUAUGGGUUCAUACCUGGUCGACGACUGUCGGAUGCAGUGGCGCUGGUUGCUGAUGUCAUCGAUGCAGCGAAGCAUGGUAGUGAAGACUGGUAUCUGCUGCUUGUGGAUUUCCAAAAGGCGUUCGAUUCAGUCUCGCGUAUCUUCAUCUUCAUGGUGCUGCGUAAUAUGGGCUUCCCGGAACGAUUUGUGGCCUGGGUGGAAGGCCUGCACGCUGGCACCACAACGAAGCUGUUAAUCAACGGGUGGCUGAGUGAGGGAAUACAGGUGCGCUCGGGAGUCAGGCAAGGGUGCCCUCUUGCCCCUUACCUCUUCCUGUGCGCGGUGGAACCGUUGGCGCAGCUGGUGGAAAAAAGGAAACUGGGGCUAAGUCUGGCGGGGCAGAGGCUGGCAUACCUUGGGUAUGCAGACGACACAACUCUGAUCCUGCAGGGGAAGAAUCAGAUCAAGAAAGCGGUAAGGGCGCUUGCCAAAUUCGAGGAGGAGUCUGGGCUGGCGACAAACAAGGGGAAAUCGGUUGUGAUGCCGCUGGGGGUGAACCUCACCUCGCACCCGAUUGCAUCCGACGGUUUCAAGUGGGCGGCAGCUGAUGAAGCGGAACGCCUUCUGGGUGUCUGGAUCACGCCAAACGGCAGCUGCAGACCGACAUGGGAAAAAGUGUUAGAAGCUGCAGAAGUGGCAUGA